Messenger RNA from Strongylocentrotus purpuratus (purple sea urchin), 2621 nucleotides. RefSeq lists its product as uncharacterized. Bases 30 to 782 code for a protein of 250 amino acids. The record is from RefSeq and is a predicted model, not a curated record. The transcript is spliced from 5 exons. NCBI's taxonomy places the organism in Eukaryota, Metazoa, Echinodermata, Echinoidea, Camarodonta, Strongylocentrotidae.
AUGCGUGCAUCUCCGUACCCGUGCAGUGGAUGUUGCAUUUUGAUUCCGAUUCUGUCACACUCACAAUGUCUGUCACGAACAAUUUCUUCAAGUCGGCUUCUGCUGAAGAAUGGACCAAGGUUCUUGAACUCUACAACCAGGUCCUGAAACUCAAGGCCUCCAAGAUCCAGAAGCCUGGUGGAAGCAAGAAUUUGCUGGACCUUGACAAGUGGUUUCAAACAGAUCUUUCACAGGCCAUACAAGAGAGGAAAGAAAGAUACAUUACACAUGAGGAGUUGGCAAAGCUUAUGAAGUGGAAAUUGAGUAGAGGAAAGUUUCGUCCGAGGUUGACUGAAAUGGUCCAGACCAAUAGCUCAGACCUGGUUGAGAAGUCUAGCCGACAAGCCUUUAAGAAGCUGCCCAAUGUAGGAGCUGCCAUCAAAGAGCUGAUUGUCCUCAAGGCAGUGGGUCCAGCAACAGCUUCAGCUGUGUUAGCAGCAGGAGCACCUGAACAUGCCCCAUUCAUGGCAGAUGAGAGUAUGUUAGCUAUCCCAGGCCAGUCCCCAUUGGCUUACACCGAAGCUGCUUACAAGAGAUACAAUGCAGAGGUUCAAGACUGUGUGAAGAGACUCAAAAAAGAAGAUCCCUCAGGAGAGUGGACCCCGCAUAAAGUGGAACUGGCCCUAUGGACCCACUACAUGGCCUGUAAGCUGGAUCCAUCUCUACUAGCGAGCAAGACUGGACCAUCUAAAAAGAGGAAGAGCACUGGAGAUGGGGAAGGGGAAACCCCUAAAAAGAAGUGAAGGAAUGUGUGUUAUUAUCACUUUUUUUCUUCUAUGGCAGUGUUACAAUAUCCCACUUGAUAAUCAUGAUUAUGACGAUGCUGCUAUGUAGUGCAUGUCAAUCUAUCGAUGCCUUCCCUGCAAUUAUUGCACAUUCAGAGAUUGUAAUAAAAUUCAUCUCUUGUUAUUGUAUGGUAAUAAUUACAAUAAGUAUAAUGACAAUAGUUAGAAUCAUAAGGCACCUUUUCCACAGGAGACAAAGUGCUGAAUACUAUUGUCACUAUGGCUUUAGCAGGGCUUCCAUGAUAACGUGCUCAGUCAUUCAAGGAAUUUUUCCCAAUUACUCAUUUGCUUCACCUGGGUUAAGAGUGACAUUUGUAGAUCAAUGUUGUGCCAAUUUGUACAUUGUGAUGUGCCAUAGGACAUAUUAAUAAUGAUAACGAUAUAAUAAUAAUACCGGUUUCUUAUAUAGCACUUAACCAUUAACUGACUAACUAGAUUCAGUUACUGCACAUCAUAGUGCACAUACUCCACUCCCUGGGGAACAUUCCAUCUAGUCAUCUUUUUAUGGGCGUAUACAUGCUAAAUUGACCACAAUAAUGUUCACAUCCUACCCAGUACCCAAUUAACACCUUGGUGGAGAGGACCAAUGUAGAUAAAAUGCCUUGCUUAAGGACAUAAGUGCCAUGCCAGGGUACAAACCCACAACCUUUUCAUUCCCAGUCAAGUCAUUUAAGUGACCACUUGACUGUGACACCUUGAAUGAAGAUUUUGACAUUUUGGGGGAAGAGGAGGUUGGAAUUAUUAGUAUUCUUAAAUAUGGGCAGUCCAUUUAAUAUUUGGUUAACCUAAAACUUCUACCUCAUGAGAGAAAAGACUAAUGACUUUUAUGGUGCUUUAACCAUCAAGUAUUAUGAGUAGAAUCAUUCUUGAUGGGAGUCCUACUAGAUGUUGAAUAAACGUUAUAUCAUUCCAAAUGAUAAAUGACAUUGUAUAUGCGUCUGUAAAUUAGACGUUAAUAAAGUAUUGGUUCAAGAGACAGAUGUUUUGUAUAUUUAGCUGUUUGGAAAAUAGCUUUUUGAGAACUUAUCAUUAUCAGUAUUCACUUUCCGGAUGCAAGUACGAAUGAAUAAAUACCCAAAAAAAAUAGAGCAGUUAUUAGUUAUAGCAAUAUUUUUAAAAGAUUUGCUGAUUUUCUUUGCUUUUUCCCCUAAAAGAAUUUGUUCUGAAAUAUUUUGGAGGCCUGUGCAGUGUGCAUCCCCUAUCCUCUUUAAAGCCUUGCAUGUAUAGUGUAGGUGAUAAUUGUAAUGGCUAGGAAGAAAGGGCCGCUACCGAUACUUGAAAUAUUUGCUAACUUUGAAAUGUCUAGGAUUUUUUUUUUCAGUGUGUAAUUCAAAGACAAUGAAUCCUCAUGAUUGCAUUUAAAGCUAAUGAAGAAUUUGUAGAGAGGAAAAUUUAUUUGAUUUUCUUUUUAAACUACCUAUAUAUCUGCACAAUAAUUCUUAUUUUAGAGUUCACUUAAACUAAAGGCUAUUUGAAAGUUUUUCUUCUUUCCAUUGCAUUAUUUUUUAAAACCAUAUUAUUGCCCAAACCUUAAAUUUGAUAUAGAUCUAUCUCAUCCUGUCACAGUGUAUGACAAUGUAAUUAGUCAAGCUGCAAAUUAAUGAAGUAAAGUUUUCUGUGUUCAAGAGAGAUAGUUAAUCUGCUUUUUCACCCAGUGUUGCAGCAAGUGCCUCAAAUUUGAAAUGUUACAUCUGAAGAGAAAUGUUUCUAAUAAAACAGUACUAAGAAAUGUAUAGAAAAUCAUGUGUUCUUGUUUGAUUCUCAAUAAAAAAUACAAAUUUGUUAUUAUUCCACACA